AUGGUUCGUUCGCGAGCUACGGCUUUCUCGCAGAACAUGAAUUUCCUCGUGCUCCCAAAGGUUACGGUAAAUAUACCUACGGCGAAGGUGAAUACACAAGGCUGGACGGUGCCUAACGGGAUCAUCCUGGCGGAUCCCACCUUUUUCAAUCCAAGCUCAGUGGACAUGGUGUUGGGCAUCGAAUCCUUUUUUGAUUUCUUCGAAACUGGUCGAAGAAUUCCCCUCGGAGAUCAAUUGCCGACACUAAACGAAUCAGUGUUCGGUUGGGUGGUCUGCGGAGGUCUGACAAAUCCAAGUCAAGGCUCAAGCAUCAAUUGUAGUACGGCAACUACACAAGGAUUAGAGGAGCUAGUCGCACGGUUUUGGGCUAGUGAAGAGAUUGGCAGUUCCAAGGUUCUUUCGUUGGAGGAAAGUAAAUGUGAGGACAUUUUCCGGAAGUCGGUUCGCAGGGAAUCCGACGGUCGAUACUCCGUUUCGUUGCCGAAAGAUGAAGACGCAAUUUCCAGGUUGGGCGAGUCACGGGACAUCGCAUUCCGGCGGCUUCAAGGCACAGAACGUAGAUUGGCGAGGGAUGUUGGUCUGCGAGAACAGUACCAUCAGUUCAUGGAGGAAUACAUCCGAUUAGGGCAUAUGACGAAGAUAGAGGAAACGGCUGAUCUCGAAAAACGAUGCUAUCUGCCACAUCAUCCGGUAAUUAAGGAGGCCAGCACCACAACUAAGGUCCGUGUGGUAUUCGACGCAUCAUGCAAGACGUCGUCCGGCGUUUCGCUCAAUGACGCUCUGCUGGUGGGACCGAUUGUACAGGAGGACUUACGAUCUAUCAUGCUCCGGAGCCGCGUCAAGAUAAUCAUGCUGGUAGCCGAUGUAGAGAAGAUGUUCCGGCAAAUCUUUGUUCUACAGGUGGAUAGGCCACUCCAAUGCAUUCUAUGGCGCUUCGAUCCGUCGGAACCGGUAGGCGUGUACAAACUCAACACUGUCACGUAUGGAACGAAACCUGCGCCCUUUCUGGCAACGCGUACAUUAAACCAGCUUGCGAUGGAUGAAGAAGAACAGUACCCAAUGGCUGCAAGGGCAACCACGGAGGAUACGUAUAUGGAUGACGUUAUCACAGGAGCGGAUACGGUCGAAAACGCAAGGGAGCUAUGCAAGCAACUCAACGAGAUGACUUCCAAAGGAGGUUUUAAGCUUCGGAAAUGGGCAUCAAACCAUCAAGCAGUAUUGGAAAGCGUUUCCGAGGACAAUCUGGCUAUUCGAGUUUCGGAAGGGAUUAAUCUGGACCCUGACCCAGUUGUAAAAACUCUAGGGUUGACUUGGAUGCCUACUUCCGAUCAACUGAAGUUUCAAUUUACCAUUCCGGGUUGGAAUGCAUCACACCAACCAACCAAAAGGGAAGUUCUGUCGGUGAUCGCCAGUUUAUUCGAUCCUCUAGGACUACUCGGUGCUGCAAUCACUACAGCCAAGGUUAUUAUGCAGCUUCUGUGGAGGAUUCGGAACGACGAUGACCAAGCAUUAGAUUGGGACCAGCCACUGCCUUUGACGGUGGGUGAGAUGUGGAAGAAAUACUACGACGAGCUUCCUCUGUUCAACAGCAUUCUUAAUCCAACGGAUGAUGCAGGAUUUUUGGAGAAGGUGGCGAAGGGAGUAUCUGUGCCAGUUGCAGGGCAGGUCCAAGCGCUGGAAGCCAGCAAUUAA
Molecule: messenger RNA, 1692 nt
Organism: Ochlerotatus camptorhynchus
Lineage: Eukaryota; Metazoa; Arthropoda; Insecta; Diptera; Culicidae
Exons: 2
Coding region: 1-1692 (563 amino acids)
Source: RefSeq, a predicted model, not a curated record